AUAUAUAGUAAGAUAUAUUUGUGCUAGGGUUUUAUCAGGGGAUAGAAAAGAACAGAACGCAACCUUGAAGGCCCAACAGUUGCAUUACUGCCAGUGGAGAGUUCGAUCGCUUUAAAACACUAGAAACAUGGAGACUCCAGAUACCCCCGACACAAAAAUAGCUAAAUCGCCCCCGCCGCCGUCUCCGACGACGCAAGAACCAGACCCCAAAAGGGUCAAAAUGUCUACUACAACCACUUCCGACGACGAAGAAACCGCUUCCGCCACCAACGGCACCAAAAAACAGAGAUACAAACGACGGAAGAUCGCCAUUUUCUUUGCCUACUGUGGCGUCGGCUAUCAAGGCAUGCAAAAAAAUCCAGGAGCCAAAACCAUCGAAGGCGACCUUGAAGAAGCACUGUUCCACUCUGGCGCCGUCCCCGAGCAAGACCGCGGCAACCCAAAACGCUAUGAUUGGGCUCGCUCGGCCCGAACGGAUAAGGGCGUAAGCGCCGUGGGCCAGGUCGUUUCUGGGCGGUUCUACAUCGACCCGCCAGGGCUAGUGGAGCGCCUUAAUCGGAUACUUCCUGCCCAGAUUCAGAUAUUUGGCUAUAAGCGUGUGACGGCGUCGUUUAACUCGAAGAAGUUUUGUGAUCGGCGACGGUACGUUUAUCUUAUUCCUGUUUUUGCUCUUGAUCCAAAUUGUCAUAGGGAUAGGGAAAGUGUUUUGGCUAGUUUAGGAUCGGGUAAUGAGCUUGUUAAGUGCUUGGAGUGCUCAGAAAGAGGCCGUAAAGUCGCAGGUGUUAUGGGCAAGCGUAGUUUCGAAUCCAAGUCGACAAUAGUUCAGUCUGACGUUUCUUCGAAAAAUGGAGAAUCUGGAAAUGUAAUUACGGAAGAUAACCUGGCAUCUGAACUUGAGGAGGCUACUGAUAGUUCUGUCCAAAAUGAGGUUACUGAUGUGGAUAAAGCUAAUGUAGAAAAGAAACCCGCGGAGGAAAGAAGGUUUUGUUAUGGUGAGGAAGAGAAGAAGCGGUUCAAUAGAAUAUUGAAGCAUUACGUUGGGUCUCACAACUUUCAUAACUUCACUACAAGAACGAAAGCCGAAGAUCCUUCUGCACGUCGCUAUAUCGUAUCAUUUCACGCGAACAACGUUGUUAAUGUUGAGGGCAUUGACUUUGUCAAGUGUGAGGUUGUAGGUCAGAGCUUCAUGCUUCAUCAGAUUCGAAAGAUGAUUGGAAUGGCCAUUGCGGUAAUGAGGAAUUGUGCUUCUGAGUCACUGAUUGAAACUGCAUUACGAAAGGAUGUGAACAUCAACGUACCUACAGCACCCGAGGUUGGUUUGUACUUGGAUGAGUGCCUCUUUGCAUCAUAUAACCAAAAGUGGAAAGAUAGUCAUGAAGAAUUGUCUAUGAAAGCUUAUGAAGAAGAGGCAGAGGAAUUCAAAAUGAAGUUUAUAUAUUCUCAUAUUGCCUCAACAGAACGUGAGGAAGGAGUUGUAGCCCUAUGGUUGCAUUCUCUAAACCACAGAAAUUACCCUGAUUUAAGGGAUUGCAAUGUAGAAACGAUAGAGGGGAUGAGUCUUAAGGUGGAUGAUAAUACAGACAACACAGAAGAGAAGAGUGCUUCAGUGGAGAAAAAUGGAGACACUGAGACACAAAGUGCCAAAGAUUAGAAUAUGACCGAAUGAAUAGU
Theobroma umbraticum is the source of this 1671-nucleotide messenger RNA. RefSeq lists its product as uncharacterized. Gene Ontology annotation, cellular component: nucleus. Lineage: Eukaryota; Viridiplantae; Streptophyta; Magnoliopsida; Malvales; Malvaceae. Gene Ontology annotation, molecular function: pseudouridine synthase activity; RNA binding. The record is from RefSeq and is a predicted model, not a curated record. Gene Ontology annotation, biological process: mRNA pseudouridine synthesis; tRNA pseudouridine synthesis.